CCAUUGAGCCUCGUUGUGUUCCAUGUGUGGGGCCGAGGAAGAGGCGAGCUUUGAAAUUUUAUUCCGUUUCCAGAUCUGUAUGAAAACGUCAUAAAUCGAGCUGUGUGUUUGUUUACUUUCAGCUGUUGAACAGGAUGAGUGCUGAACGUAAUCUGGAUGAUGAGGAUACUUUUAAAAUUUUGAUUGCAACUGAUCUUCAUCUGGGCUAUUUGGAAAAAGAUGCCAUAAGGGGUAAUGAUACCCUUGUUACUUUUGAUGAGAUUUUAAGAUGUGCACAGGAAAAUGUGGUAGAUUUUAUAUUGUUGGGUGGUGAUCUCUUUCAUGAGAACAAACCUUCUCGCAAGACAUUGCAUACCUGUAUGGAGCUAUUGAGAAAAUAUUGCAUGGGCGAUAAUCCAAUACACUUCGAAAUUUUAAGUGACCAGUCAGUUAAUUUUGCUUUUAGCAAAUUUCCAUGGGUAAAUUAUCAUGACGGAAACUUAAACAUCUCUACUCCAGUUUUCAGUAUUCAUGGUAACCAUGACGAUCCUACAGGGGCAGAUGCCCUGUGUGCCUUGGAUCUUUUGAGCUGUGCUGGAUUGGUAAAUCAUUUUGGUCGGUCUUUGUCUGUGGAGAAGACUGACAUUAGCCCUGUUCUGAUGCAGAAAGGAAAUACUAAGCUGGCACUGUAUGGGUUAGGAGCCAUCCCAGAUGAGCGCCUUUACAGAAUGUUUGUAAACAAGCAAGUUACUAUGCUUAGGCCAAAGGAAGAUGAAGACAGCUGGUUUAACAUAUUUGUCAUUCAUCAAAACAGGAGCAAACAUGGAGCCACUAAUUACAUUCCUGAGCAAUUUUUGGAUGAUUUUCUGGACCUUGUUAUUUGGGGACAUGAACAUGAGUGUAAAAUAGCUCCAACAAGAAAUGAACAGCAGCUGUUCUAUGUCUCACAGCCCGGAAGUACAGUUGUUACUUCUCUUUCUCCAGGAGAAGCUGUAAAGAAACACAUUGGGCUGUUGCGAAUUAAAGGAAAGAAAAUGAACAUGCGGAAGAUUCCUUUGAAAACAGUUCGCCAGUUCUUUAUUGAAGAUGUUGUCCUUGCAGAUUAUCCUGAUAUAUUUAACCCAGAUCAUCCCAAAGUCACACAGAAAAUAGAGGCUUUCUGUGUAGAGAAGGUGGAAGGAAUGUUGGAUGUUGCUGAAAGAGAGCGAAUAGGAAACCCUCGUCAACCAGAAAAGCCUCUAAUAAGAUUGAGAGUGGAUUAUAGUGGUGGAUUUGAACCUUUCAGUACUCUUCGAUUUAGCCAAAAAUUUGUAGAACGAGUUGCCAACCCUAAGGACAUUGUUCACUUUUUCCGGCAUAGGGAUCAGAAAGAUAAAAAAGAUGAUCUACAGAUUAAUUUUGAAAAAUUUGCAAAUAAAUCUUCAGAAAUAAUAACCUUAAGAGUGGAGGAUCUGGUCAAACAGUAUUUCAAGACUGCCGAGAAAAAUGUCCAGUUAUCACUAUUGACUGAAAGAGGGAUGGGAGAAGCUGUGCAAGAGUUUGUUGACAAAGAAGAAAAAGAUGCUAUUGAUGAGCUGGUAAAAUUUCAGUUGGAAAAGACACAACGGUUUUUGAAGGAUCGGCACAUUGAUGCGACUGAAGACAAGAUUGAUGAAGAGGUUCGCCAUUUUCGUGAAACCCGGAGAAAAAACACAGCUGAAGAAGAUGAAGAAGUUCAAGAGGCAAUGAGUAGAGCCAGAGCUCACAGAACUGAAGGAAAAGAUACCUCUUCAUUAAUUAGUGAUGAUGACAUGGUCGUUUCUGAAGAAAAAGCUGCAGAUUCUGAUGAAAGUAGCGUGCCCAUAGCUAACAGAGGGAGAGGCAGAGGUCGUGGAAGGGCCAGCAGUAGAGGCCAAAGUUCUUCCACAGCAAGAGGAGGAUCCAGAAGAGGAAGCAGGAAUAGCGGAAGAGAAACUAACAACGAAUGUAAGUUCUCCAGCAGGACUUACAAAGCUCCAGUCGUUACUCCUGUAAAGAAUAAGUUUAUCAUGGAUGCUUUUAAAGGAUCUAGUCGACGCACAGCACAGACUUUGCAUCAAAGUCCUGAGGAGGUCAUAAUUAGUGAUGAUUCAGAUAUGGAAGAAUCUUGUCUAUCCAGCUUCGCAAAACAAAAUCAGGGGAAUUCAAGUGGAUCAGGAUCUUUCAGUAGAAGAGGCUCACAAAACCAGUCUAAAGGAGUAAAUUUUUAUGAUGACGAUGAUGAGGAUGAAUUUGAUCCCUUUAAAAGUUCUGCAACCGCCAAAGGAAACAGAAGAUAACAACUAAUCAAACCCUCAUAAUGUGCUGAUGGUUUAUAUUCUGGAAGAUUUUGUUAAUGGUUUCAGUGACAAUAAAUAUAUAACAAAAGAUUUUUCAAAA
Hemiscyllium ocellatum (epaulette shark) is the source of this 2376-nucleotide messenger RNA. It is a transcript of the gene mre11a, whose product is annotated as MRE11 homolog A, double strand break repair nuclease. The record is from RefSeq and is a predicted model, not a curated record. Gene Ontology annotation, biological process: mitochondrial double-strand break repair via homologous recombination; telomere maintenance; meiotic DNA double-strand break formation. NCBI's taxonomy places the organism in Eukaryota, Metazoa, Chordata, Chondrichthyes, Orectolobiformes, Hemiscylliidae. Gene Ontology annotation, cellular component: Mre11 complex; nucleus. The transcript is spliced from 20 exons. Bases 135 to 2276 code for a protein of 713 amino acids. Gene Ontology annotation, molecular function: 3'-5'-DNA exonuclease activity; manganese ion binding; DNA endonuclease activity.